Molecule: messenger RNA, 1002 nt
Organism: Funneliformis caledonium
Lineage: Eukaryota; Fungi; Glomeromycota; Glomeromycetes; Glomerales; Glomeraceae
Source: the annotation of a GenBank genome assembly
AUGGGACAAAUGCCUUUAAACAAUCCACCCAUGUUACCAAAUCUAAAUAUGCCUCCAGGACCAAUGAUUGGACCAAAUAUACAUGUUAAUCCAAAUUUUGCCAGAUUACGACCACAUGCAUUGCCGUUCGGAAAUCCUAUUAAUCAAUAUCCAAUGGGAUCAGGCCCCCCAAUGAACAUGAUGCCAUAUCAAGGACAAAUGGAAAUGCAUCCAUAUCAUCCUUCUAUGGCACCAAUGGGUGGCGGACGUGGUAGUAAUUCGUAUGGAGUUAGAGGCGGCAGUCCAGGUUUUAGUCAUCAUAAUUCGAUCUCCCCACCACGAAGACUACCAGUAAGUCAGCAGAAUAAUCAAAGGCCAAUUCAACCUUCUCCAAAACGUAAGGUUCCAAAUGACGGUUUUGACCAAAAAGAACCUGAUAGUAAAAAAAUUUCGGUUACAAACGGCAAAUCCUCCGCCUCAGAUGCAAAAUCUACAUCAUCUACACAAAAAAAUGCUGAAAAAAGUAAAGUAACUGGUACAACCGCGACAACAAAGGAUACUUCCAGCCCCGCUGCUAAGGCUUCGAAUUCUAAGCAAGGAACUUCUACGGCAGUUACCAGCAAAGCAGCUUCGGCGGCCACAAAGAAUAAGGUUGCUUCCGGUUCUACCUCAACAAAACAACCCCCUAAACCUGCGCAAAAGCCUACACCAAAAAGCACUGUUAGAAGUUUGCCUACAAAACCAUCCGUUGCAUCUUCAGAAACGUCUAAAUCAACUGCAUCACAUAGUUCUGCUGCUGGAGCGAACAAAUUGACGAUUGGUAAUGUUGCCGAAGGUGUCACUAAGCGUGAAAUUCAGGACUUAGCCAACAAAGUUCCCGGUGGAAUUUCGUCGAUCACGUUUGAUCGUUCGGCCCAAACUGCAGAAGUAGCGUUCAAGACCUCCGAAGGAGCAAAGUUAUUCAGAAGAAAGUAUAACAGAAGCGUCCUCGGCGGAUCCAAUAUUGUUAUAAACUUUUCUUGA